AUGUUUUUUGAUAAGGAAGGUAUCGAUGUGACCCAAGUAACCAUUGUCAUCAAUUAUGAUCCGCCGUUGUUGUAUGAGAAUCAGUCUGAACCUGACUACGACACCUAUCUUCACCGUAUUGGACGAACUGGUCGAUUCGGAAAGGCAGGCAUAGCAAUCAAUUUUGUGGACAGUCGUGAAGCACUUGUUAUAAUUAAGAAGAUUGAAGCUUUCUUCGGAAAGCCGAUUCCAAGACUCGAUCCGAGUGAUCUGGAGCAACUGGAGGCUGUUGAGAACGACUGA
Ostertagia ostertagi is the source of this 282-nucleotide messenger RNA. Lineage: Eukaryota; Metazoa; Nematoda; Chromadorea; Rhabditida; Trichostrongylidae. The record is from the annotation of a GenBank genome assembly.